This is a messenger RNA of Phacochoerus africanus (Common warthog), 3754 nucleotides long. It is a transcript of the gene RIMS3, whose product is annotated as regulating synaptic membrane exocytosis 3. Gene Ontology annotation, molecular function: transmembrane transporter binding; small GTPase binding. The transcript is spliced from 6 exons. The record is from RefSeq and is a predicted model, not a curated record. Gene Ontology annotation, biological process: positive regulation of synaptic transmission; regulation of synaptic plasticity; regulation of membrane potential. Lineage: Eukaryota; Metazoa; Chordata; Mammalia; Artiodactyla; Suidae. The coding region runs from base 1977 to 2723 and encodes 248 amino acids. Gene Ontology annotation, cellular component: cytoskeleton of presynaptic active zone; presynaptic membrane.
UUCAAAGCCUGGACUAUUACAGCAGCCUCCCCUCUAGUUCUUCUGCCUCCUGCCUGCUCCUUCCAUUCAAUUCCUCAUGUUGCCCUAGAGAGGACUUCCAGAAAUCACCCUGAAGCUUUGGAGGACUAGUCUUCGCUAUAACUCCUCAAGGGACUUUGGGAAAGUCACUUUCCCACUGGGCCUCAGUUUUCACUUCUGUAAAGUGGAGCUUAAAAGACUGUCUCUCACUUCCUUCUAGAUCCAGCAUUCUUUAAGUUGUGGGGGCAAUAAGGUGGGGUCAGAGUUUUGGGCUCCCAGGACACAGGUGGGUUCUGGCCUGGCCUUAGGCUGGAUCCACACAGGGCAAUCCUGGGCUGGCCCUGCCCUCGCCCAAAUGGAGCUCCUCUCUUCAGUACCAAGGAUAGCAGCUGUCCCAUUCUGGGCUCUGGACCAGGGUGGGGCAAGAUGGGGUCUCAUUUCCAGGAGAUCCCUGGGAAGUGCUGCUGGAGGCUGUGACUGCCUCUUCCUCUUUUGUGGUGGGACAGAUGGAACGGCCUCCUGUUUUGGUCUUUAAGGGUCACAGAAUUACUGCGAGCAAAGCUGGUCUGGUUUUCUAGGGAGAGCGGCUACGUAAAGAUACUCCCCCUGAUCAGUGGGGUUCCGAGACCGACAGGUAUGAAACCAGCAGAGGAAUUUUCUCUGAGAUUGCAAGACCUUUCUCCUCACCCAGAGGCAUGGAACCUAAUCUCUGCUGAAUCCCAUCUCAAACCAAAGUGAAUUGGUGGAGAGAGUGAAAAGUAACCACAUGAGUGGAUUGGGAGUCAGUGGGCCAAGGCUGUAGCCCCAGCUCUACGGGUGCCUGGACUGGGGGCUUCCCAUCUGAGAAAUGGCAGGGGCAUUUCAGGAUUCUACCCAGGGGCUCACAGUGGAUUGGGCAGGUUGAAGAAGGUAAAUUUUCUCCCAAAUGGGUCAAAGCUUUCCCAGACUCUAGAAGAGGCGGUCCUGGGGUCGUGAGGUGGUGAGACUGACUUCGGCUCAGGGUGGAUGUGGGGAGGCUUUGAGGAGAGGGAGGGUAUCGUCUCGACAGACCCAUCCGUUCCCCAACCGCUUAGAGGAGACGUGGCAGUUAGGAGUAAAGGGCAGGGCGGGCCCCCCACGCCCGCAGCUGUUGCCCAGCCCUCUGUGUGUUGUGGGUUUGCAUCUGUGUGUGUGACUGAGCAGAUGGGUCCAACCACAAGUGUCAUGGCGUGAAUGUCACAUGCACGUGGCAGACUGUGUCAUGUGUCCCUGAGACGAAGACGUAGUAGGACCAUUUGUGACUGUGGGGCUGCUGCAUGAACAUGGCCAUGACCUUGUAGGAGAUUGUUGGCACCCACGUGUCUCUGCUUGUGCCUGUGCGAAAGGAGCGUGCAUGAGCUGAUGCCUGCGUGUGUGUUGGGGGGGGCAGACAUCUGGAGGAUCGCAUCGAGUCCUGGAGACUAGUGUUCCCGCGUCCCAGAAAUGUCUUUCAGAGAAGACGUUCCUCCUCACUGCCACCCCCAGCCCCCCCCCAUCACCAGUGAGGCCGGCCCUCUCCGCGGUGCCCCUCCGGGUGGGACUUCCUGAAAGAUAAGUAGGGCAAAGCAGGGGAAAUAGUCCUCCUUUUCCCAGGUUGGGACCUCGAACGUCGGCUCCUAACCAGGGUUGGGCGUGAGUGAAGAGGGCAAGCAGCUCCCGCUCUGCACGGCUUUCAGGGGCUGUGCUGUCUGCCUCGCCCUGGCCUCUCCUCAUCCCUGUUAGCAACUCAGCUCUUGGUUUGCCUGGGCCUCUGACCGGGUGACAGCAGCCGGCUCCUUCGGUAGAGUCCCUGUUGGAGUGCCCCUCCCUCCCCAUCAGGCUCCUCAGGCAGCCCAGCUUCAGGAGGAGGAGUCCCCGCAAACCUACGACCGGUCUUCUGCUGCCACCCCCACCCCACCCCACCCCCAGGAGGAGAGGGUGUCUAGAGGGACCACACUGCAAUGCUGAGGAGGUUGUCAUGGAAACCCAGGCAGGAUGAAGGGGCCACCAAGAAGCUGCGCAGCAACAUCCGGCGGAGCACCGAGACGGGUGUUGCCGUGGAGAUGCGGAGUCGCGUCCCUCGCCAGGGCAGCCGAGAGUCCACCGACGGGAGCACCAACAGCAACAGCUCCGACGGCACGUUCAUCUUCCCCACCCCUCGGCUCGGGGCAGAAAGCCAGUUCAGCGAUUUCCUGGAUGGGCUGGGACCCGCUCAGAUUGUGGGGCGACAGACGCUGGCAACGCCGCCAAUGGGGGAUGUGCACGUGGCCAUCAUGGACCGGAGCGGCCAGCUGGAGGUGGAAGUGAUUGAGGCUCGGGGUCUGACCCCCAAACCAGGCUCCAAAUCCCUCCCAGCCACUUAUGUCAAGGUUUACCUGCUUGAGAAUGGAGCCUGCUUGGCCAAGAAGAAGACAAAGGCAGCCAAGAAGACCUGUGACCCUCUGUACCAGCAGACUCUGCUCUUUGACGAGGGGCCCCAGGGCAAGGUGCUGCAGGUGAUCGUCUGGGGAGACUACGGCCGCAUGGACCACAAGUGCUUCAUGGGCAUGGCCCAGAUCAUGCUGGACGAGCUGGACCUGAGCGCCACGGUCACCGGCUGGUACAAACUCUUCCCCACGUCCUCGGUGGCAGACUCUACGCUCGGCUCCCUGACCAGGCGCUUGUCCCAGUCCUCUCUGGAGAGUGCCACCAGCCCCUCUUGCUCCUAAGGACCUCAGGAGGGAGCCGGGACGUGCGUGAGAAGGGGUGUUGCCGCCCCCCCACCUCCUUCCCUGUAAAUAGUCUUCAGGUCUUUCUAGACCCCCUGCCCUGCCGCAUGCCUGUGGGCUAGUGGGCCUGUCCAGCGGGCAGUGGAGACUCUAGUGUGUGUGUGUGUGUCUGUGUCUGUGUGGCCACGUUAGAUCCGUUCAUUUGUCUGAGUGCAGCAGUCUUGGUGACGACAUGGGCCGACGUCUGUGUCUCCGUGUCUCGUUGAAAAGAUCCCUGAAGGAGUGCUGUGUGACUGUGACUCCCCACCGCACGCCUGAGUCCGGGGGUGAAAGUGGGGGGUGGAGCUGCUGGUCCACCCUGCCUGGUCCAGGCUCGGGGCAGUGCCUGUGUGUCCCCCCGUGCCUGUCCUUGGUGGCCCCUGCUUAGUCUCCUGUCUCGGCCUCUGUUCCACCUCCGCCUCUCCCGGCACUGCUGCUCUCGGAGGAAUGCAGCAUCACCGCAGCUGGCCGCCCUGGACCUCCAGGAACCGACACCCUUCCUCUCCACCCGAGGACCUGGCUGCUCUUUCCCCCGAAUGCACGGCAGCAUCUCACCUGGUGCCCUGGCUGGGGCCCAGGGAGCAGAGGAUGCUGGGAUGGCCUUCUCCCUGGGGCUGGUACCACCUCCUUCCUGCAAGGGAGAUCCGAGGAGGUGUCAGAUCCCAGGGUUGCUGGCCAGGCAUCUUGGAGGGAGGAGCCGGCCCCUCACUCCGCAUUGCCCUUCGCCUCCUCUCGCCCUCCGAGCCUCCCGCCUGCCAAAGGAGCUCCCUCCGUGGACCCAGAGGGCUGGACAAGGGGUUCUUGACAAGCAAGAGGUUGGCCCCCGCGGGGAUGUCAUCUGCCAAAGCAGGCAGCCCCUGGAGGCACCCGUGUCCUUCCCAGGGUCUGUUGGAGCCUGGCUUGUGGAGAAGGUGCCGAGGGUGGGGCUGACCUGCUCUGAGAAUCCUGUCUGCCCUUUGGGGAUUAGCUGCAUGAAGCUCACCUUUGCGGGC